Messenger RNA from Schistosoma haematobium, 6460 nucleotides. RefSeq names its product Peroxiredoxin-1. Gene Ontology annotation, cellular component: cytosol. Gene Ontology annotation, biological process: hydrogen peroxide catabolic process; cellular response to stress; cell redox homeostasis. The transcript is spliced from 4 exons. The coding region runs from base 23 to 580 and encodes 185 amino acids. Gene Ontology annotation, molecular function: thioredoxin peroxidase activity. NCBI's taxonomy places the organism in Eukaryota, Metazoa, Platyhelminthes, Trematoda, Strigeidida, Schistosomatidae. The record is from RefSeq and is a predicted model, not a curated record.
GUCAGCUUGGUAAUCAUUGAUCAUGGUAUUGUUGCCCAAUAAACCUGCACCAGAAUUCAAAGGAAAUGCUGUGGUUAAUGGUGAAUUCAAAGAGAUCAGUUUGAAGGAUUAUCGAGGAAAAUAUGUUGUAUUAUUCUUCUAUCCAGCUGAUUUCACAUUCGUGUGUCCCACUGAAAUCAUCGCGUUCAGUGACCAGGUGGAGGAGUUCAACAGUCGAAAUUGUCAAGUGAUCGCCUGUUCUACAGAUUCUCAAUACAGUCAUCUUGCAUGGAACAAUUUGGAUCGUAAAUCGGGUGGGUUGGGUCAGAUGAAAAUCCCUCUGUUGGCCGACCGCACACAGGAGAUCUCCAGAGCAUAUGGUGUAUUAGAUGAGGAGGAUGGUAAUGCAUUCAGAGGUUUAUUCAUCAUUGAUCCGAAGGGAAUUCUACGUCAAAUCACGAUCAAUGACAAGCCAGUUGGACGAUCUGUAGAUGAAACAUUACGACUACUGGACGCGUUCCAAUUUGUGGAGAAGCAUGGUGAAGUGUGUCCAGUGAACUGGAAACGUGGUGAUCAUGGGAUCAAAGUUAAUAAAAAAUAGACUUUGCAUCAUUUUUCAUUGAUCACUAUAUUCAUGUUGAGUGACUAGAUAUCUGUGUGCUGUUCUACACAUGAAUUUGUAAAGUGUUAAAUUAAUUUCCAUAUAAAUAACACCUUCCAUUCAUUCCGAUAUAUUCUUAUGUUCAUUUGAGUGUUCACUGUGAACUACAGUGUACUUCAUUUUAAUAAUGUGUGUGUGUCGGACCGGUCGAUGAGAUUGCGAAUACUAUGAUGUGGUUGUAUUGUCAGAAUGACACGAUUGUGUGUGAUUUCACUUUGUCAAGUUAAUUCAACACAAUGAUGUAGGUCGCUCGUUUGAUGCGAAUUCAGGUGACGAGGUUUCGUGUUCUACGUAUGACGAGGAGGCGACUUGUGUGGUGUGAACAUCAACUGACUGCACUCAUAUAGGACCAUGUGAAACGGUGUUGGAACUGACGGUCUAAUUUAUUGAUGUCGAAAUCUUGUUAUCACAUGUUGUUAUUGUUUUAUUAUCCGUGAAUAUCGUUGUGUUGACGUCUGCAGUGGUGAAUGAAACCGUUGUAAGGCUUUAUUAGAAAUAAAUGACACUGAAGAUGUCGAUGAACAGGAGAUGCGUUUGAAGUCACCAAUUCGACAUUGUGUGUGACUGAGCAUCAUACCUCCAAUGUAAGUUCAAUUAGCAUUAACUUGUUGCUGUUCGAAAUGAAGUAGGCGGAAAUGUGUUUCGACCUACAACGCUUCGCUUCCAAUCCUUCAAGUCAGUCGCCUCACUUUGCGUGCAGACUGAAUAGAAUAGGACAAUGUGUAACUGCUGAACAGUGUAUAUUACUGAUUACAUGAGCGAUCGUGCUUCGGUCUGGGCACAUGGGCAAUAUCACGGCCCUCACACAAAUCUCAUUUGAUUUGUGUGGCGCAUGUGUAUCUGGUGCCCACAUGUACCAGUGGUUAUGUGUUCAAAUAAAUAAAUAAAAUGUGAGCGAUUAUUUCGACGUGCAUUAACAAAAAUUUGACUGAUAAAAAUAGUAAGAAUAUUAUUAGAAACUCAAGCAUUAUUCAUUGUUAUUGUAAGUCAAGUUGUUGAUCACAGUAGUUAGAUGAGCCUAUGUUAUUGACAGUGAUGUAAAUCAAACGUCAUAUUAUGUGAUGAUUUUGUAAUGCUUUGCAUUCCAGUUAAAACAAACUACGUAUUUUGAUAAUGAUGGAAUGCAGUCAUGUGAUUGUUUAGUUGCUUUUGUUGCUUCAUUAGAACAACACUGUUAACCACUCUCAGUUGAUCGUUGUUAGGUGACUGGUUGAGUCCACGAAUUUUCAUUGAUUUCCUGAAAUUAUCAAUAUUGAUGUUGAGAAAUAUACGAGAACUUAGGUGUAACAUAGUCAGUGGUUUAAUGCAUUUCAAUUCACAACAAGUGAGACUGAUAGUUACACCUCCAAUCUAUUUGUCGGUGAGUGAUCGACAAAAUUUAAAAUCAUCACUCAUCAACUUUCUGACGUUGAAUUUUAAUCAUGCCUAAUUUGUGUCAAUUAUUUCGUAUACGAGAGUGUGUUUUACUGUGAGAUAAGAUUUAAUGUUGUUAACGAGUUAUUUUGCAUCUUGAUGUCUGUUUCGUUGGGAGCAUUGAGUCAACAGUUGAGUUUCUGUGAAUAGCUGUCACUUGAUCACACUCAUCACACCAACCGAGUCAGUUGAUCAAGCAAUCUGCAGAAACACACUUUCACUUGGUUGCGAGAGACUACUUCUGAAUGACCUGUUUAACUUUACAUGCAAGUCAUUAUUUCUCAGUAUGAUUUUGCUGGUUUCUCAGUCAGAGUUGUAUUGAUGAUAUUCACUUAUGUAAGAUUCUAUGGACAUGCAUUCAGUGCCUUCAUUUUUCUAAUACCCUGUAUUAAAUAUUGCUGUAACCAAAUGAAUUCAAAGAAAGUCACAAUCUCGAUUUCACUCUUCCCGUAAUGACAGAUUGAAAUGAGGGAGCGAUGGAGAAUAUGCAACUCGAUACAGAACAAACUGUAACAUUAUCUCAUUAUUGUGGCCAUCGUAAACUAGUGAGUCACCUAACGACGAAUUGUGAUGUGCAUCGUAUGGUGUGCGAACUACUGUGUGUUGUCAAACAGAUUUCACCUUGUGACGAAUGGAAAACAAGUCACAAUUAGUGCAGACUAUCACAGUAUCAAAGAAUGAUGUUGAACUUGACCAUCGAUUGAACAGUGUUUGGGCGAUCCAACAUUGACUACUAGGUUGUGUCGAUCAGCCUUUGAACAUUGAAGAUCACCAACGUAGAUGAUCUAUCUCGAAUGAUUUGAGGUCCGCUCGAGUUCGACGGAAAUUGUGUGACGAACCAGCUAACUUGGAAAUCACACCUCGCGGACAGCAUCUAACGUGGAUUACCCCACGAUGUAUCAAAUUACUAUGGCUGUUUUGAAGACCUUAUAACACAAAGGACGUUAUUAUGAAGAUGUAUGAGUAAGAAUGUGUACAGAUAAGAAAGCGAGAUCGCCACUGCAUGAGCCAGUCCAUGGUAUACGAUUAACUGAUGCGCGUUGGUUCUCCUUGUCCUUGACCGGGAUCGAUGAUCUGUUCGAUAUUCAGUGAUGCAACAGCCGGAUGAUUUUUAGGGCUCAGUGACAUUUUACUUUCCACUCCAAAUAUCACCACUCAAUUUCGUACACGUUUUCAAAUCUUCUUUUACGUAUCAGCAACUUAAUCGUUUACUGGAUAUUCUCCAAAUCCAAUCGUGACUGAAAUAACACAUACAUUGAUUUGCAAAAUCGAGCCAUUCAUCAGUAUCGGAAGGAUGUGUUUACUUUGCUAAUUGUACUCAAGCCUAAUCUGAUGUACAUGGUCAUCUGUUGCCUAUAGAUGUUUUACACUUAAUAAUCGUUUCUAGAUGUCGUUACAACACAUCACAACCGUACCACAAAAGAUGUAUUAUGUGUGUAAUAAUUUCAGUGACAAAACCUCAGGACUUGCAACAUUUUAUCCUGGAAUCUACUCCUUCCUCGCCAAUGCUUUCGGUCUCUGGAUUACUUAGUUCUGACUUCAAUUAGAAGCGUUCUUAUUAGCAUAGUGUUUUGGAGACUUUUGUGUAUCAAUUAAGAUGUAUUGACACCCUUAUAUGCUCAAUAGUGACUAGCUUCGAGAGUUCUAGUGAGAAGCAAUGACCAGUCGAGUUCAACUGUGUCGGAUGUGGAUGAUGUCACAAAAUAUCGUGGAUUGUUUGAAGUUAGACAAUAACACAGUUGAAUGCUAGCUCCGUGAUCCAGAUGUUAAGCGUUCGCACGCCUAACCGAAGGUCCUGAGUUCGGAUCCCGUGUGCGGGAUUGUGAAUGCGCGCUUCUGAAGUGUUAUACUAGGCCGAAUCGGCCGUCCAAUGCUUUCAUGUUUUCAAUGGUUGUUUAAUCUUGAUCGGUUCAUGAUCAUAAUUAAAAUCGUUCUUGUUAAUUCACACAUAUUGUAGUGCGUAGCACGUCACAUUCGGUUAGACUUAUUUCAAUUUGAGAAAUAGAGAACGUCAAUAUAGGUUAAUCUACAAUUGAUUUUAUAAUUAUCGGGUCAACUCAAAUGGUCACGUGUUAGCAAUCAGACGUGUUUAUGAAUUAGACCAUUGUGUUUUUCGUAUUUAUAUGAAUGUGUACACCAUUAGCAAAUUAUUGAUCGGCUGAGUUUGAUGUCAAUAAGAGGACAGAUGAAUGGUUGAUAACAGAAAAGCACACCAUCACACGCUAUGUCUGAUGACAUAAGUAAUAUACACCACAACAUUGUCCUACUGAAGUGAUUUAUUCAUAAGUUUAAACACAUGUGAUAACUGUUAUUAGUUCAAAUGAUGCUCUAAAAUUAUUCAUGGCAAUAUUUAAACGAAAAAUAAUUUUCUCCUUUUGAAUUAAAAUUUUUAUUAGCAUUCAAGUGCAGUUAAUUGUCAUUAGACACUUGUGUUCAUCAACAAGAAUGGAAGCGGAGAAGAGGAAGGCUGAAGAAAACACUACGUCGGGAAAUGGUAUCAGAUAUGAAAAUGAUGAAUAACAAGUGAAAAACAACCGGAAAGGAUUGCCCAGGAUAGGGUCGGAUGUAGAAUGCUGAUGGGUGGCCUAAACUCCACCAAGGGGCGUAGCAGAUGUAAAGAAAUUACAUGUACAAGAAUUUUACCAAUUUUUCUUGUCAAAGUAAUCAGCAUAACGAAACAAAUUACGUUUUAUUUUUACGUAGUUACUAAGAAAAUUGAUUCCACUUUUUUCUCAAUGUUUAUUGAUAACCCGUUGUAUCAUAUGGUGCUCGGAUAGAGUUGAUAUAACCCACUUUUUCUUAAACUACAGUUUUAUAUUACACGACAAUGAGACUGUCCUACAGUAUUUUACCAUUUAAAUUAAGCUCAAAAAUAAAAAUGCAGAAUUCGAUAUCCAGUCAAAGUACAUUAUAGUACAUGGAUUUCAAUUAAUCACAAGGGUCGCUCAAUAUCGUGGAUUGGUUGAAGUGGGACAUAAACAUCUUUGGAUACUGACCUAGUGGUCUAGAGGUCAAGUUUACGCUCUUGAGCGUGAUGUCUCAGCUUGAAAUUGGGCAAACCGACAAAACCUAACAUUAAAUUUGCGUUGCGUAGCAAGUGGUAUAUGAGUUUAAGGUAAAAUUUUGGGAAUAAGACUACAUCUCCUUUGCCAAUGGCCCUCAAGUUCUAAUGUGCCACAUAAUGUAAGGCAACUGUUAUCAUAAUCCCCACCUAAUGUCUUUUUGUGAAGUUGUGGUGGUAUUAGUUUCUAAACAAAAUAUUCUGGAGCCUCAAUACUUAAUUGCUGAGAAGAUCGACAUACAACACAGAAGACUUGGAGGAGGGCGGUGAUGGUGAACGUGGUAACAAAUAAAUUGGAGUGGCAUAGCUUGGUCAUGCAGGCGUGGUCACACAACCUCUUGUCCACUGUAUCCGAUAGAUCGCCCUCUUCCCAGCUCAAAUGUGUUCUUCAGAAAUGCUAGACCUUAUAUUGCUGAUUAUCACGACAGAACGAGCCAGUGUAGACAGCAGUGUGAAUUCUACUUCUUCAAUUUUGGGACUAGGUCUACCAUUAUAGUAGUACGAAUACCAAAGUAGACAAUAGUUCUAGAAGUUUCUGCGAAUUUAUUCAAUUUCGACCUGUCGUUUAUACGAAGGCUAAUGAAUAAAUACGGAAGAUAUUCAAACACUGGGGAGACACAAACAGUAUAUAGUAUCAGUCUAAACUCACGCUCCUGAGAAUUGAGAAUUGUGCAACACAUAAGCUCUCAUGUCAUCGGGAUGAUUGACAUUGCUUGUUCUGAAAAAUUUAGGUCAUUCAAGUAUCAUAAGCUAAUCUCAAAAAUAGAAUAACAUUUGGGUGCAACCAUACCAUUCGCCUGAAAAUGAAGUCUGAGGUUGCUGCAUCCGGCACUAUUUCCGUCGCGUUUGUUAAUAGUAAACUGAAGUUGGUACUGAAGGCAGAGAUGGAUAGUGACUACCAGUGGAAUUCACGACGCGCGUUUCGUCCCAUUUGGAACUCGUCAACAAGAUUUACUUGCAUCUGUGUUGUUGCCCACUCUGAGGCUCAAAUGACACUUAGCUACUGAGUUCGCCUGUUUGUGCAUUGGGAUGAAGUUUAGAUUCACUUGGUAUUGUUUGCUUGAAUCUUCCAAAUGAUGUUUAGGACUGUAAUUGAACAGUCCCUUUUUUGUAUAUGUGCAUACUGUGCGUAUUGCCUCGAUAUGUAUCGGUCUAAAUCAUCUGCUGUAGUUAAUACAUUAGAUCAAUCUGCUUGAUUUCCUAUGGCUUUGCACUCACACUAGUCAGGACCGGGAGAUUUUCUUUUACUUAAUUACAUAAGGCCUAAAGUUUAGAAACUAUGUAACGCUUUAUGAAUUAUUUUUUGUUUGAGUCACUGAAUUCACUCAUACAAGUGAUUACAAGGC